CGACGUAUAUUCACACAAAAACAAGCGCACUUAAGACCUUUUAGAAUGGGCAGAUUCGCAGUGACGCGAUAAGGUGCGCGUUUGAAUUUAAACUUUAUUGCGUUACAAUAAGGUCGUAUUAGAUUGUAAGGAAUCUUCCGUCUCGGUCCGAUAUUACGCAUGCCAGUUACCAGCAGCUGUCAUUGAGUGAAGACGUGUCAUUGUUUGUUUAAAACGCCAUUUUGUUGUAAAUUAUUGCAAUUUGAAUAGAAAAAUAUUGAGAAUAGGCAAUGGAAAUAAAAUUGGAAAAGACUCGAGUAGAUUCCGAAUACCUAAUACUAACUAUAAAAAAACACGGAUGUAUAUGGAACAGAAACUGUCCAGAGUAUCACAUGAAAGGUACCAAAGAGGAAGCUUGGAAUCAGAUCUGUGAGGAGUUGAUACCAGGGUGGCAGGAUUUGGCAGAAUCGGCGAAAGUUACUAAACAAUGGGAGCUAAAAAAGCGCUGGAACAACAUACGGGACUAUUACAAGAAAGACUUGGCGCUAACGCUCAGUGGCGCCAUCGGACAGACGAAGAGAAAGAGAUACGUCUUCUCCGAGACGCUGGAUUUCCUCAGGCCGCUCAUGGACCAAUCACAGAUCGAAAAACAAGAAGAACAGGAUGGACAAGAAAUAUAUCUAGAAGAACAUUUGUACAGCUCUGACGAAGACAAUUCUGUUUUAAGAAGAAAAGAAAUACGAGAAAAAGAAAUUUCAGAAGAUAACAAAAAUACAUAUGCCAUACCAACAAGGAGUACAGAUCUAGAAGACAGUGAUUGGUUGUUUUUUAGAAGUUUAAUGUCUGACGUGAAGGAAAUGGAUAAAGCACAGAAAUUGGAAUUCAGAAUGGGGGUUUUGAAGAUCAUUAAAGAUAUUGUGGUUCAAAAUAGAGAUGGAUAUGAUGAUGAUAGUAAAAAUCCGUUGAAAUAGAGAUUGAUAUGAUACC
Molecule: messenger RNA, 966 nt
Organism: Cydia amplana
Lineage: Eukaryota; Metazoa; Arthropoda; Insecta; Lepidoptera; Tortricidae
Exons: 4
Coding region: 270-950 (226 amino acids)
Biological process (GO): regulation of transcription by RNA polymerase II
Cellular component (GO): transcription regulator complex; nucleus
Molecular function (GO): DNA binding
Source: RefSeq, a predicted model, not a curated record